Messenger RNA from Mauremys mutica (yellowpond turtle), 7529 nucleotides. RefSeq names its product family with sequence similarity 219 member A (gene FAM219A). The record is from RefSeq and is a predicted model, not a curated record. The transcript has 6 exons. The coding region runs from base 164 to 721 and encodes 185 amino acids. NCBI's taxonomy places the organism in Eukaryota, Metazoa, Chordata, Testudines, Geoemydidae.
CCGGACCCGGAAGCGGAGCGGCUGAGUCACCCCGGCGGCGCGGCUGGCUGGGAUGAGGCAGCAGCAGCAGCAGCCGCCUGAGCAGCGAGCGGCGGGCGCGUCCCUGCGACACUGAGGCGCCCGACCCCGGCCCCGGAGCGCCCCGGCCCGCCCCGCCGGCACCAUGAUGGAGGAGAUAGACCGGUUCCAGGUGCCCACCGUGCGCGCCGAGAUGCAGCCGCUGGAUCCAACAGCUGCAUCUAUCUCAGACAGAGACUGCGAUACAAGGGAGGGAGAGACUGUAGCCAUGAACUAUAAACCAUCCCCACUUCAAGUGAAACUAGAGAAGCAGCGGGAGUUAGCUCGUAAGGGGUCCCUGAAGAACGGCAACAUGGGAAGCCCAGUUAAUCAGCAGCCCAAGAAGAACAAUGUGAUGGCUCGAACAAGGCUGGUUGUUCCCAAUAAAGGCUAUUCAUCACUAGAUCAGAGCCCAGAUGAAAAGCCACUGGUAGCACUGGAUACGGACAGCGAUGAUGACUUUGACAUGUCCAGAUAUUCCUCUUCAGGAUAUUCUUCAGCCGAGCAGAUCAACCAAGACUUGAACAUCCAGCUGCUAAAGGAUGGCUAUCGGUUAGAUGAGAUCCCAGACGAUGAGGACCUCGACCUAAUCCCCCCUAAAUCAGUCAACCCCACCUGCAUGUGCUGCCAAGCCACCUCCUCCACCGCCUGCCACAUCCAGUAAUGAGGACGGCAGGCUGUGAUCAGUGCUUUCCACUAUAACUGUAAAACUUAACAGCCAUUGCUUCCUCCUAUGGUAGGACGUGCACCUCUUUGUGUUCAUGGAGCCAGGAGAAACCAAAACUCCAUUUUAUGAUUGGUUGAUGAGUUAUUUUAAGCUAUGGUUAACAGACAUGAGCUGCUCCAAGUGCCAGGCUGGAGUCUGGGCAAUUGGCUGGUCUGGAAAGCUAAUGCAAAGGGGUCCAGUGAUCCCUGGGUCUGGGCAGGCUCUGGGUAUGGUUUGUAAGGUGUAUGUACUGGAUUGAGAAGGAUCAGAUGUGGCUGCAGUUAAUCCUAUCCGUCACAACUAAUCCAACUGUGAGUUCAACUGAGUCUAAGAUGUAAGGUCUUUCUAACCCGGGGAAAGGGCAUUUUUUAAUUCAUUCACUGAAACUGAUCAGUUUGUGCCAACCAAAAUUGUACCUGAAUAGGAACAGAGUGGAGUAUUCUAGACUAUGGCAGUGCUGCCGGCAAGGAUUAAUAUAUCCUGGAAAUCAGUUACACACAAACCAAACAUGUAGGUGGAAUUUCAUUCUGGGUUAAUACCAAACUUUACUUGGACUGUCAUGUCACAGAUCUGAUGUAACCUACUGUUAUUUCCAUAUGAGAUUAGCACCAAUCAGAUAAAAUUCUGUCCACAAUCCAUCCAUGCCCCUCCUCAUUCAGUUUACUCCCAGGAGUAAACAUACCAUAUCCAUGAAUUCAGUCCAGUCAUAUUUAUUGGGUUUUGCCUCCAAUGUUUAAGGGGAAUUUUUGGGGUCCAGCUGCUGGCAAAAAUCACAGUCCUUGUCCAUUUAAGUAAAAAACAUGUAUAUACCUAGGAAGAAUCGUAAUCAUACAGUCUUAAGGUCAGAACCCAAAAAGCAAGUUGAAGAAAGCACAUGGUUUUUACAGUACACAGAGGUUCAUUUUAUCUUGACUUUGAGCCUAUUGAAGAGAUUUACCAACACUGGAUGUCUGUGCAUUUAGUGUUGCCAUAUGUUAGCAGGAUCGGCAAUUUCCAGCAACAAGAGGAUUGAGCAGGUUCCCAUCAUGAGACGCAUGAGGGAAAACUGCUGUCAUCCCACCUCUGUUAGGGCGGUGCUGGUAGUGAAGGAACAGUUGUGUUUGCAUAGUGCUGUUCGUGUUCAGGAAACAUGCCUCUAAGAUCAGUAGAUUUACUCCAUCGCCAAUUCAGGUUUGUUUUUAAUGAAAGUGAAUUUCCUGAAUUACGAACCAUAUUGGCCUCCUGAUAUUUCUUUUAAGCUUUUGGUGCAGAAGGUGUCCAAGAGUCAGGUGAAUGUAGGGCCUGCGCUUAUUAUGCCAUCAGACUUUAAAUUACAUUAAAUCAUGUAAAUUCCUUGACAUGAAACAUGACGGCAUAUUCUUCUGCUUUGUCAGGAGGGAGAAAAACUACCAACCUUGCUUUCAGUGCUUGCUUCAGGUAUUGGUGAUGAAAAUAUCUGAGGAAAAUGAAACCAUUUUUCCAGUUUAAACUUCUUCUCGGAAUUCCUUCAUAACGCAACACACAUGCUUAAAUUUCACCUUCCUGGAGUAUAAAAUCCUUGUGUAAAAGUUAGAUGUAGUCAACUGAAUCUUUAAAAGGACACUGUCAGCUCCUUUUAAUAGCUUGAAUCAUUGUUGGCUUUUAGUCUGUGUAUGGCAAGAUGCAGCAUACUCUAGUGGUCUGAGCACAGGGUUAGAGCACAGGGGCUCCUGGGUUCUAGAGCACAGGGGCUCCUGGGUUCUAGAGUACCGCUCCACCACUCGCUUGUGUGGCCUUGAGCAAGGCACUCAAACCGUGUUUUCCCCCUCUGUAAAAUGGCAGGAUACUUACCUACCUCACAGGACAUUGUGAGGAUAAGUUGCUGUUGUUUAUAGCACUUUACAUCUAUAAGUGCUAACUGCCCUUUGCAAAUCCUCCGAGACUUCUGGAAACUGAAUAUUCCCCUAUUGAUCUUGCCCUUUUUAAUCACUUGGCAACUAUUGAGGUGGAAGUUUUUCCCAAACGUUUCUAGAGAAGCACAAAGCGUCAGCCAUCGUGUGCCCACUUCAUCUACGAUGCCAGCAGAAAUGGUGCUCAGCUUUGGGAAUAACGAGGCAGACGAGGAGCUCUCACAAAACGAUAUGUGUAGAGACAAGAUGGCUUUUGAUUCUUGGGAGUAAUGAGUGGGGAAUGUGGCCAAAUCUUUUCUUUUUUUUUUUUUUUAAGUCAAAUUUUGUACUAAAAUUAUUUGACAGUGUCCCUUUAAAGGGCUGUAUUAAUAGAGGCUUUCAGACUGCUGACUAAAACUUUAUAGACUGGGACUACAUAGUAUAGUAUUCAUACAAACACCAACAUCAUCAUCAUAUUCAUCCUCUGGGGCAGUGUUCAUCACAUCAAACACAGCUGCUCAAACUUUGCCCAGCUGGGAGCAUUGCCUGUUAGGGGUCUGGUGCCCCAGAGCUCUGCACCUACUUUGUAUUUAACUACAAUGGCAUGGCCUGUGCCAGACUACAGGUCCCAGCAUGCAAAGCCUCUGUCCUUAUACCGAGCAUGUCCUGGUAUGCAGAUCAAGAUGGAGCACUCCAUGCUGGGAUUAAUAAUCUUCAUAGGCCGCCCCACCAUAUUAAAGAAGAGACCUCACUUGCUGAUGUGAUGACUAUUGCCCCAAGUUAGCAGGAACAAAUGCUUUUAUUUCUUCUGGUUUACAUUUUUUUCAGCCUCCUGCCCCAAUGCAUUAUUUUAAUAGCCCACCCCACUCCACCCCCCGCACGCACACACCACCUUUUGGGCUGUGAAAUGAGCACAUGCUUCCAGUUGAACCCUUUAGGAUCUGGGUGAGAGAGAUGCUCAGUGUUUGGGGAAGAUAGGAGGGAGGCGAAGACUAUGUUUAAAUAUUAAUUACACUACAAGUACUUUCAUGGUAGCUACAAACCAUGCUCCAUGACGGGCGCUUUCUACAGAUGUAAGGAAAUGACGUGCUGAGUUUGUUUCAUUCCGCAUUCACAGAGGGGUUUGGUUGCACAAACAGCUGGCUUAGCAUGAUCAGUAUAGAUCCAUAAAAUGGAAACUUUUGGCUUCUCCUCACUCUGUGCUUUGUGUCCAUGUAUUUCACCAGGGGGAUAAACUAGACGGGGUAGAAAGAAAAGCAGUUAUCAAUGUAGGGUUGGAUUCAGGAAAUGCAUUGAGAAAAUGCACAUGUGGCUAUUACAGAAAGUUGACCGAUAAUCCUGCUCCACUAUGGCUUGUCAUGCGGAAUAUGAACUUGUUGUUUAAAAAAAAAAAGAAUAGGGCUCUGGUGGGAGGUUGGGGAGGGGUAUUAAUCUUAAAAAUGGCUAGUUAAGCCUGGCUCUCCCUGCCUGGCCUCAUGACCCAGCCUUUGGUUCAGUGGAUGGCUUCUCUUGCCUCAUGCCACUCAAAGGAGUAUAUUAAACUGUACCAACAGUCCCUGGCAAUGUACCUGGAUUUUCUGUAGCACUGUUUCUCAGCCGCAGGAGACGAGGGAAGAAAAGGGAGGAUGUCCCUCUUUCCACUUCAGCUGGAGAACACAUUUAUAAAACUGCCAGAGUGUUCUCAUGUCAGCAGACUGCUUGAAACAGAGCACUUGAUAUCCCAAUACAUCCCUUAUUUCAAGGUGACUGUAGUCACACUAAGCCACGUGACGUUCUCAAGAAGAGUCUUACUUUAUCAAAAGUCUCAUCUUCCACUCCCAAACCCUCAAGGGCCACAUUACAACUCCACACAGGGCGAAAGCCUGUGUCACCAUUAGCUGAAAUUAUCAUGCAGAUGCUGUUUGCCUGACAAUUUGGAAAAUGUUCUUAUAUUGACUCUUGGGUCCCACAAAUGUAUGUCCACUUGAUGCCUCUAAAAUCAAAGCCACUCUGCUUGAUGCAUAUUAGGGUUCUUAAUUUUAGUCGUUAUAAAAUAAUGGAAUUUAAUCACAUCCCUUCCUGUCUAUCCGGUGUUAACUUCCAUAUUGACUCUAGUAUAUGAGGCCUCAGCGUAUAGAUUUGGCUCGCCAUCUGGGAUGAAGACUGCCUCCUUUCCAAAGAUUAACACCAUAAAUAGGGAAUCUCUAUAUUUUUGCCACACUGGGAUGGGCAAGUGACAGUCCCUGUGUGGUGUGUUGCUCCCAUUGAAGGAAUAUAUACUCAACAAACCCAUUGUAAAGUUCAGUCUUCCCUCAGUAUUUGUGAGUCACCUGUACUGAUCAUCCUUGUAUCUAAGCAUCUGUGUAUCCUAGUAUGGGACUGAGAUGCAGGGCAGGUUGGGACCAAGCUAUCUUGCAUUAGCAUGAGGUAUUCAUAGAAUCAUAGAUUAUUAGGGUUGGAAGGGACCUCAGGAGAUCAUCUAGUCCAACCCCUUGCUCAAAGGAAAGAAGCUUGAUGUCAUCUAACUAGGCCCCUGGCCUUAGGCUUGUCUGAUGAGAUGUUUUCCCAGCUAUGAAGCCAAUCCUCAAGAAGGGAGAACCUGCUGAGUCCUUCUCUGACAUAUGUUGCUUACCACAUUACUUACCUGGACUGAAUUUUAGAUGUUGUAUCCUUCAGCUAGGCUCUUCUCUGUAAUCUUUUCCUCUGCCCUUCCUGCCAGCGUAUUUAUUCUAUCAGACCAUGUGCCUUUGGGUCUGAUGUGCUACUGUGGCUGUCUUGUCUGUGCCUGCCUAGAACCUGAAUAAAUAGCUGGGGAGGAGUGGGGGUAGCAGUGAAGCAGCAUCCCCACUGAAUAGCCCUGGGCUAGUCAGGCUUACUCACACACAGGGUAGGCCGUACCGCUUCUCUUCAUCUUCGGUAUCUGCCCUCCAACUCCCCCAUCCCAGAGGGGGUGUUGGCUUCUCUUCGGCUGCAUCCCAGCUUGCAUCUUCAUCGCUCAGUUGCUCCCCAGAAUCCUUGUGUCGUGGUGGUUGUGGCACCUGUGCUUAGGCCUCAUUGCAGCCAGUGCAAAGGAGUCUGGGAGGUUUGAUAAAUAAGCUGCCUGCUGUACAUGACUGAGCAGAAAUGGGGAAGAGGCUUUUGAAAGAGGACAGGACCCAGAUGAGCACCAGGUGGGAGGAGAAAAGGAGGCAGUGACGGGGUGCUGCCAAGUGCCUUCUUAGCUUAGGUCAGGUCCUGGUUGUCCAACCUAAUCUGCUUCAGUAAGGUGCUGUUACAAGCAGGAUGCAAAUCUGGCUGGCUGCGCACCCACCGGAAGCCAACCCGAAAGCCAACAGGGGAUGAAAGAUGAUAACUGCAGAAAAUCCGCUAAUAAUCUCAAUCAGCAGAGUGGUGUCCUGGUUAAAGCACACGCCUGGCCUCUGCUACACACUUGCUGUGACCUUGCCUCUCUCCAGGGCUAUAAUUCUGGCUCACAAGGGUGGUGAGGCUGCAUUUAUCAUUGACAGGUGCUUUGGGAUCCUUUGAUGAAAGGUGCUAGAGAUGACGGGUGAAUAAAAUGAAAAAACUACAUUUAAAACUGCCAGAUUUCUUUCAAACAUCCAAAUCCACAAAGAGCAGCGGUGCAGCUCCCCCUCCCUUGAUGUAGCGGCGUCUGAUGUUGCAACGUGCCAGAAGGCCCCAGGGUGGAGGCUAAUGGAGAUAAAACCACACUGGGGAGAGCCGUUUGGCAGGGGUGCCUUUCCUAGUUAUGCAGCAGCUGGCACUCGUGCAGCUGGCUGCCGAGGCCUUUGCUACUGGUGCUCCAGCUGCGUGGAGUGUCUGAGCAUGUCUGAGAGCCCAGCCGCGCUGUCCAUCAUCAGCGGGAUGAAGGUGCUGAAGGGGGCUGAUGGAUGUACAGGCAUGGGAGAGAGCAAGUUGGAUUAAUUGUCUGGUGGAAAUGAGCAUCGCGGUGGUGGAUCUGAUGUUUCCGUGGGAAGCUUCCUGUGCUGUGUUUUCUGUGCACGUAACAAUUUAAGGUAUAAAUUAAAACUUUCCUCCCUCUCUUGGCUUUCAGGCUCUCUCUCUCUGGGCCCUCCCUUCACCUUCCAUUCUUCCUCCAAGCCCGCACUGAAUAUGGCUGCUGCUACGCAGAAUUCAAUUUGCCUUGUCAUCUGAGCAUUGCUUGACUCAGCACACAUGGGCCAUCGCCGUAUGCCCGGCAUUUGAAUCAAAGUUAACUCGUCCUUGCUCCACCCCGACUUCCCUUCCGAGCUGACACCAGGAUUCAGGAGUGCUCUUUUCUUUCUCCUGCUCUUGGCCCCUGUAUAAAUAGAACAGUGUAUGUCGAUGCCCAGGCAAUAGUUUAGAUUGUUGUGACACAGGAGCCUAGUGGAGGGCAGGUUUCAGAGUAGCAGCUGUGUUAGUCUGUAGCCGCAAAAAGAACAGGAGGACUUGUGGCACCUUGGAGACUAACAAAUGUACUUGAGCAUAAGCUUUCGUGGGCUGCAGCCCAGUUCAUCGGAUGCAUAGAAUGGAGGGUAGUAACUGUAAAGGUCCACUGGGGUGCGGGUGUGCUGUGGUACAUUACAAGCUGUCACAGUGCUGAGUCCACAACUCCUAUCAAAGUCAGUCAGUUGCUGGUGCUCAGGAUUGGUCCCUUUCUGCCUGUGUGUGCCCCUCGUGGGAGGGUGUAGUGGCACUGGGAGAUAGCGACUGUGCUGCUCAGCUUUGCUGAAAGCACGGCCUCUUUCUCACUUUCACUCCACGGUUCCCUGUCUCUGAGGGUUUGCUUCAGACUUUGAACUGCAUCUGAUCAGACAAGCUAGCCUCUGUUACCAGAACCGUGAAUGUGAGCGUUCACACCCAGACAAAUCCAGACCCAGAAACGCCCAUGACUUAGCCUAAAAGUGCUGUGAACUGGAGCAGUCUACAACAAACUAAGGGUAGGUCUAUACUUACCU